This is a messenger RNA of Arachis duranensis, 2168 nucleotides long. Its product is annotated as proline-rich receptor-like protein kinase PERK4. NCBI's taxonomy places the organism in Eukaryota, Viridiplantae, Streptophyta, Magnoliopsida, Fabales, Fabaceae. The transcript has 6 exons. The record is from RefSeq and is a predicted model, not a curated record. Gene Ontology annotation, biological process: protein phosphorylation. The coding region runs from base 294 to 2168 and encodes 624 amino acids. Gene Ontology annotation, molecular function: ATP binding; protein kinase activity.
AUUACAAUCAAACAAUCUUUCCUUUUCUCCUGUUGUUGUGAUCCCCUGCAACUAUUCUUCCCAUCAGGUAUGUCCACCUCCUUCAAUUCCCAUCUCUCUCCACAAAACUCAUUUCUAAAACUAUGCUGCAUUCGCAACCACCAUCAUUCUCUUUUUCUUUUUUGCCAGGGGUCCCAACCAUUGAGCAAGUAGGAGCUAAGGCGGUGUUUUGCGGCCGCAGCGGCCCCAUUUUACGCCGGAAAAAGCAGCUCUUAUUAAUGUGUUUGCGAGAGAAGUAGCCAGCAUACGUCAACAUGUCUUCCUCCAAUUCUUCAACACUCUCACCACCCUCUGACGAUGAUACUCCCUCUUCUGAUCAGAGCCCACCAUCACCCUCAUCGUCAUCACCCUCGCCACCAUCCUCGUCCACCCAAGAUGAUUCUGAUGAUUCUUCAUCAUCAUCACCACCACCAUCACCGCCAUCACCGCCGCCACCCUCCCAAGAUUCCUCCUCCCCGUCAUCAUCAUCACCUCCAGCGCCGUUACCACCCACGCCAGCCUCACAAGAUUCCUCUCCUCCUGCUACCCGACCUCCAGGAUCAUCCUCCGGCGAGGCAUUAGUACCGUCUCCUCCAGGAACCUCACCAUCAGGGUCUAAGGGUCUUGGCAAUCUCUUCAGUGAUGAUUUGGGACACAUUGUAGCAUACGUUUCAAUAGGAGUUUUUUUUCUUAUCCUUCUCAUUAUUGCCAUUGUUUGCAUAAGAAGAAGGUCCAAAAAGAAGAAGCAGCAACAACAACAGAAGUUGUACUACUAUGGUGGAGAUGCACCUGAUCAACAAAAAACUAACUACUACUACAACAACAACAAUGGUGGGAAGAAUCAAAAUUACUACGGAGGAGGUGGUGGUCCAGCAAAUCAAGAACAUGUAGUGAGGAUGCCAAAUGGAAUGAUAGGGAUGGGAAUGGUUCCGGGUCCUAACGCCGGUGUUGGUGCUGCUUGGGGUGCACAGCAACCUCCUCAGAUGAUUAUGUCAAACGGCUCAGACUUGAGCUCGAAUUUCUCGAUGGGGCCUCCGCCUCUGCCUCCUCCGUCACCGGGUAUUACAUUAGGCCUCAAGGCUGGCACCUUCACCUACGAAGAACUCGCAGCAGCAACAGGAAACUUUGCAGAUGCAAACAUGAUAGGGCAAGGUGGAUUCGGUUACGUCUACAAGGGAGUGUUCCCUAACGGAAAGGAGGUGGCCGUUAAGACUCUCAAGGCCGGUAGCGGUCAAGGUGAGCGCGAGUUCCAGGCUGAGAUUGAGAUCAUCAGCCGUGUUCAUCAUCGCCACCUUGUUUCUCUUGUUGGUUACUGCAUUGCCGGUGGCCAGAGAAUGUUGGUCUAUGAAUUCAUCCCUAAUAACACCUUGGAAUAUCACCUUCAUGGUAAGGAUCUUCCUACCAUGGAUUGGCCUACCAGAAUGCGCAUUGCCAUUGGAGCUGCUAAGGGACUUGCUUAUCUUCAUGAAGAUUGUCAUCCUCGCAUCAUCCAUCGUGACAUCAAAGCUGCCAAUGUCCUUAUUGAUAGUAGCUUCGAAGCAAAGGUGGCUGAUUUCGGAUUGGCUAAGCUGACGACAGAUAAUAACACUCAUGUUUCAACUCGUGUCAUGGGAACAUUCGGGUACUUAGCUCCUGAAUAUGCAUCAAGUGGAAAAUUGACAGAGAAGUCUGAUGUAUUCUCGUUUGGAGUGAUGCUAUUAGAAAUCAUAACCGGGAAGCGCCCUGUGGAUCUCUCAGGUGCCAUGGAUGACAGCUUAGUUGACUGGGCACGGCCACUACUGAUACGUGGGUUGGAGGAAGACGGCAACUUUGGAGAAUUGGUAGAUCCAUGUUUGGAAGGAAACUACAACAAACAAGAAAUGACAAGAAUGGCAGCUUGCGCUUCUUCCAGCAUCCGUCACUCUGCCAAGAAGCGUCCAAAAAUGAGUCAGAUUGUAAGGGCGUUGGAAGGAGAUGUGUCAUUGGAUGACUUGAAGAAUAUGGGUAAGGCAGGUGCAAUUGGUGGUAGCGGUGGUGGUGUCCUGAACCCUUCAGGAGGAGGGAGCAGUGACUAUGACACAAUGCAGUACAAUGCUGAUUUACAAAAGUUCAGAAAAACGGUGUUUUCAAGCCCGGAAAACACAAGCGGUAGUAGUGGUGAGAGGCCUUAA